AAUAUAUUAAUUCAUAAAUGUUGAGAAUAUUUUUUUUAAUUGACAUUAAAUAUCUUGUGAUUUGUGAAUAAAUAUUACGAGGGGACUGACAGUGACAGGUGGAGGUUAUUAUUUUGACAGUGUCAAUAAUGUCUCCGGAACCCACCCAAGAGCCAAUUGAGCAGAACCUGAAGGCACCGAACCUGAAUGUUGAGGAACCUGCUGCUGAUUCAGAUAGCGAAGAUGAGGAUUUUGGAGCUGCUGGGUAUAUUCCUCUGUCCCAGGUGCCCACUGAUGCUGAUACUCUCCUAGAUGAUGAUGAGGACGACGAUUGGAUGCCUUCGAGCAACCAACAGCCCUAUGCAGUUCCAGAGGAUGAGGUGCAUGAACCAGAGAACCCAGAGACCCUCCAGGUUUGGUCCUCAUCUUCGACUGCCUCGAACAUCGAUCUGGAUGCUGAUAAAAUCAGUCAGGUAAAAUCCGCGAUGGCUAAAUUCACUCUCCCAGUGGAUGCGAUUCCAGAAUGGGCUCAAUCUGUCUCCGAGGAGCAGUGGAAAAAUCGACUCAUCGAUAAAAUCAAAGAGAUGCAGAAGCGAGACUAAUUCUGGAGAAAAAAAAUCAUAUGCUCAAUUUGUAUAAAGAAUUUAUUUCAAGAAUAUAAAGACGUCGUUAACAUUU
Fopius arisanus is the source of this 657-nucleotide messenger RNA. Its product is annotated as male-enhanced antigen 1. Gene Ontology annotation, biological process: spermatogenesis. The transcript is spliced from 2 exons. The coding region runs from base 129 to 581 and encodes 150 amino acids. The record is from RefSeq and is a predicted model, not a curated record. NCBI's taxonomy places the organism in Eukaryota, Metazoa, Arthropoda, Insecta, Hymenoptera, Braconidae.